CUCUGUGCCACGGCCGGGGCCGGUGCGACUGCGGGGUCUGCAUCUGUCACGUGAAUGAACCAGGAGUGUACUUCGGGCCUCUGUGUGAAUGCCACGAGUGGGUGUGCGACACCUACGACGGGAGGACCUGUGCAGGCCAUGGUAAGUGUGACUGUGGAAAGUGCAAAUGUGACAAAGGAUGGUCUGGGGAAGCUUGCCAGUACCCAACUCAUUGUGACCUGACAAAGAAAAAAAGUAACCAGAUGUGCAAGAAUUCUCAAGAUAUCAUCUGCUCUAAUGCAGGUACAUGUCAGUGUGGCAGGUGUAAGUGUGAUAAUUCAGAUGGAAAUGGACUUGUUUAUGGUAAAUUUUGUGAGUGUGAUGACAGAGAAUGCAUAGAUGAUGAAACAGAAGAAAUAUGUGGAGGCCAUGGAAAGUGUUACUGUGGAAACUGUUAUUGCGAGGCUGGUUGGCAUGGAGAUAAAUGCGAAUUCCAGUGCGAUAUCACCCCCUGGGAGAGCAAGCGAAGAUGCACAUCUCCAGAUGGCAAAAUCUGCAGUAACAGAGGGACUUGUGUGUGUGGUGAAUGUUCUUGCCAUGAUGUUGACCCAACUGGAGACUGGGGAGAUAUUCAUGGAGACACCUGUGAGUGUGAUGAAAGGGACUGUAGAGCUGUCUAUGACAGAUAUUCUGAUGACUUCUGUUCAGGACAUGGACAAUGUAAUUGUGGAAGAUGUGACUGCAAAGUAGGCUGGUAUGGGAAAAAGUGUGAACAUCCACGUUCCUGCCAGCUGUCGCCUGAGGAGAGCAUCAAGAAGUGCCAAGGAAGCUCUGAUCUACUUUGCUCUGGAAGGGGUAAAUGCGAAUGCGGCAAAUGUACUUGUUACCCACCAGGAGAUCACAGGGUUUAUGGGAAGACAUGCGAGUGUGAUGACCGCCGCUGUGAAGACCUCAACAGUGUAGUCUGUGGAGGCCAUGGCACAUGUUCCUGUGGUCGCUGCAUUUGUGAGAGGGGAUGGUUUGGAAAUCUCUGCCAACAUCCCAGGAAGUGUAACAUGACAGAAGAACUGAGCAAGAGUCUGUGUGAAUCAGCAGAUGGCAUAUUGUGCUCAGGAAAGGGUUCUUGUCACUGUGGAAAGUGCAUUUGUUCUGCCGAAGAAUGGUAUAUUUCAGGAGAGUUCUGCGACUGUGAUGACAGGGACUGUGACAAACAUGAUGGUCUCAUUUGUACAGGGAAUGGAAUAUGUAGCUGUGGAAACUGUGAAUGCUGGGAUGGAUGGAAUGGAAACGCAUGUGAAAUCUGGCUUGGCACAGACUAUCCUUAACAAUUAGAUGGGAGAGGACUGGAUUCUUAUUUUUGUAACCAAUUACAACAUGUAAAUGCAGAGGAAAGCAUGUUUAUUCACCAUGAGGACAGGGCAAACAGACUAUUGUAUGUUUUUGUAUUUCUGAAAGCCUGAAUGAAAUCUAGAUACUUAUUAAAAAUGAGUUAAGCAAACUCUUACAUAGAUAACACCAGAAAGAAAUUUUUCUUUCACAAUUUAUAUCAGUGGUUCUCAACAAGGACAACUCUGCCACCCAGAAAACAUUUAGCAAUGUCUACAGACAAUUUUGAUUUUCACAGUUGGUGGGGUGGGAGGGUGUGCUAUAGGUACCUAGUGGGUAGAGGCCGGGGAUGCUGCUAAACACACUACAUGCAUAAGACAGCACCCCAUCCCCCGAUGACAGGUAAUUAUCUGUCAAUGGUGCUGGAGUUGAGAAAUACUGAAUUGCAUGGUUGUUAGGAAUGCACAUCCCUACACAACAAAGGCCAUUUCAGAAUGUAAGAAGAGACAUCUUCACAUAAAUCCAUUGAUCAUAUUUUUCCAGGAUUCCAUAUCACUCAGUAUUUCCAUAUGGGGACAAGGAUGACAAACACGUUAAGUAUAAUGUUGGAUGAGGGUGGGAGGCAGAGGCAAGAUCACCAGUGCUUUUGAAAAAAUACUGGUUAUUUUUAGUCAUUAAAUCAUUUGUAUAGUCUCACUUUAAACUCACAAAAGAAGAUUCUUUAAAGAUGAAGAAUUUAUGAAAAUGUACAAUUUAACAUUUUAAAUAAAUAGUGAUAUAAAUUGCUUAUAGUCUGUGUCAAUAUGUAUUUUACCAGCUGAUGACUAACCAAAAAAAUUGUUAUUCAAGAGCAUCCACCUUCUAUUGCUACAACAUUUUUAAUACUGGGCAUGGAUUACAUGUACAAGGUAUCUGAUUUUUCACUAAUUAAGUUACUCCAUGGUAACUUGCUUUUUAAAGACAAUAUCUACUUAGUUCUAGGAUGGGCCAAAAAUAUGUGUUCAUUUCUUUUAAAGACUCCCUUACUUCUAAAUACACAUUGCUUACUGAAAAGGUGGGAUCAUGCAUAGAAGAGAAGGGAUGCCAUGAUAAAAUGGCACCAGUCUCAAAAGCUCAGAGAAUAAAAAGAAAAAUCUAGAAAUGGCUUAAAUAGAAAUUGCAAAUAAUCAAU
Molecule: messenger RNA, 2476 nt
Organism: Pteronotus mesoamericanus
Lineage: Eukaryota; Metazoa; Chordata; Mammalia; Chiroptera; Mormoopidae
Gene: ITGBL1
Product: integrin subunit beta like 1
Exons: 10
Coding region: 243-1304 (353 amino acids)
Biological process (GO): cell migration; cell-matrix adhesion; cell adhesion mediated by integrin
Cellular component (GO): focal adhesion; cell surface; integrin complex
Molecular function (GO): integrin binding
Source: RefSeq, a predicted model, not a curated record